Molecule: messenger RNA, 2263 nt
Organism: Polistes dominula (European paper wasp)
Lineage: Eukaryota; Metazoa; Arthropoda; Insecta; Hymenoptera; Vespidae
Product: NAD(P)H oxidoreductase RTN4IP1, mitochondrial
Cellular component (GO): mitochondrion
Molecular function (GO): oxidoreductase activity
Source: RefSeq, a predicted model, not a curated record
CUCCUGCAUCACUGUCAUGGAGAUAGUAAACCAUGUGAUUCUAUUACACAAUAAUGCUUGCAUCACAAUUAAAAAUAUUAGUCUUAAUUUCGCGCCGAUUUUUCUCAUGAUUAGAAAUCUAACCUUGUUUUAAACAAUUUGUUUUAAAUUCGUCCAUUUUAUAUCUUUUACAAAUAACAAUAAAUUUAAAUGUUUAAUAUAUAUUAAUGUAUACAUACAUUAUAUAGGUUAUACAAUUAGGAACGAAUAUGAAAUUGUCACAUUCUAAAACAGAUACUUGAUAUCUAUUUCGAGUUAUAUGCAAUGUGUUAAUCGUUUAUUUAUAUCACACUAGUGUGUGCCGAUUUUCUCGUUGAUCCUCCAACUAUGUUUAAACUUAAACAUAGUUUAGUUAAAAUUGUACAUUUUAUUAUUUUUUCCUAAACAAUAAACAACGUUUUUAUUUCCAAUUAUGGAUGAAAUAUAUUUUCGCAUUACAAAUCAUCUAGAAAUAUUACAGAAGAAAUAUUUCUCAUGUCUGCAAGUAUGAAAUAAUUGAAAAAGAAAUUUGGGAUAAGGUUCGAGGAUCUUUAGCGAUUCAACAAGGACAACAAUGGGUUUCUACAUUAUUAACGUACUGUCAGAGGUACAUUCAAGAAUUAUUUAGCGAUCAACAUGUGCAGCAUAUGAAAGAUAUCAUACAUAAUUUGAUAACGUAUAUUAAAAAGUCUUGGGAACAGUUACAUUUCAAAUAUUAUUCUAUUCAUAUUAAUUUUACACAAUUUUAUCAACAAUUAGCUGCGAUAUGUACUAAUGAAGUCACACGAAGAGAGAUCAUAUUUUGUCUAGCAGGUAUAUCUAUAGGUACAUUAAUAGGCUAUACCAUAGGUAGGAAUUGGAUUUAUUAUUCCCACCAUAUGCAUUAUAUAAAAGCUAUUACAUGUCACCAUUAUAUUGGUAUAGAGGGUGUUUCAAUGACAGAUGAUGCAGAAAUGCCAACGAUUCGUAAAUCUAACGACUUACUGAUACAAGUUAAAGCUGCUUCGGUUAAUGUUGUUGAUACAAAAAUAUGUUCUGGUUAUUCUAAAGCUUAUAGAAGACUCUUAAAUUCUGGAAGGCAUAAAGAUAUUCCAGUAAUAUUAGGUAGAGAUUGUUCAGGUAUAGUUAUUGAUAUCGGACAAAGUGUUAUUAAUUUUGAUAUUGGAGACGAAGUAUUUCUUGCUGUACCUUCAUGGGCACCUGGUACUAUGGCAGAAUACAUAACUGUUCCAGAAACUCAAGUAGUUAAGCGACCUAAACGAUGUACUCAUGAAACAGCUGCAAGUAUUCCUUAUAGCGGUUGCAUGGCAUGGGAUGCUUUAGUUAAUAAAUCUAUUAUUAAAGAAGGCAAUGCAAAAGGACAAAGGGUACUUAUAUACGGAGGUAAUACUCCAGUUGGAUGUAUUUUAAUUCAACUUGUAAAAUUAUGGGGCGGCUAUGUAGUAACAGCAUCUAGACAAAAUGCUUUACCCGUAAUGAGAGCUUUAGGUGCUGAUGAAGUUUUAUCAUUAAACGAAUCAAAUAUUGAGAAGGAGUUAGAACUUCAUGAUAAGUUUAAUGCAAUUUUUUAUACCGGUGGUCAAUUAACGGAAUUACAUACAUUAAAAAAAUAUUUACAUCCUCAUGGCUCCUUCGUGACAACAAUGCCUGAAAAUUUAACGUCAGAUUCAUUGGGAUUUAUAUCUGGAAGUAUAUUUGCUGUAUGUGUACGCAUUCAAUUAUUAAUACAGUAUAUAUUUGGUUGUAAUAUACACCAAUGGAAAGAAGGUUCUAAAAUAAAAGUCGAUUACUUGCAAGCAUUAUCUGAAUUAACCGAUGCAGAUGAAAUACAACCUGUCGUCGAUAGAGUUUAUACUCCUCACAAUAUUGAAGAGGCAUUACAUCACAUAUUAGAUCCGGACGCUAUUGGAAGUACCAUAAUCAAAUUUUAAAAAUAGAUCAUUUUCAUGUGUUAAACAACAAUAUUUCUUGUUUCUCAAAUGUUAUUAUUUAUUAUAUCUAGUAGUAUAAUGUAAUAUUUUUUAAACUCUACAUUAUAUCAUUUUGAAAUAAUUUUCUCAUGAACAAAUUAUAAGAUGGAUAUUAUCAUGAAGCUAUAUUAUUAUAGAAAAAAAAUAUCAUCAUCAUUGCCAUGCUGCCAAAGUUAAGACUGAUGAAGUAGACAAAAAUAAAUGCACAUAUUAUUCUUUUAAUCUCGCUUUACACAUUGUUAAAGUAAUGAAAAGACAAUAAAUUAUAAAAUUGA